AUGAAACGAUCUGCAAAUUUUACAGAAUGGCAAACAAGCAAGCUGCUGUAUUCUUCAUCAACAUGGCAAAAGCAUUUAUACAGAACAGAGCAGAACGUUUCAAAUGGCACUGAACAUAAAAACGAAUGUUUGAUGACCCGACACAGAAGUGAGAGCAAACAGAAAAUGAACAUUGAAUGGGUUUGCUGUGUUUGA
Clunio marinus is the source of this 195-nucleotide messenger RNA. The record is from the annotation of a GenBank genome assembly. NCBI's taxonomy places the organism in Eukaryota, Metazoa, Arthropoda, Insecta, Diptera, Chironomidae.